Molecule: messenger RNA, 1314 nt
Organism: Drosophila novamexicana
Lineage: Eukaryota; Metazoa; Arthropoda; Insecta; Diptera; Drosophilidae
Product: copper chaperone for superoxide dismutase
Exons: 3
Coding region: 247-1242 (331 amino acids)
Biological process (GO): removal of superoxide radicals
Molecular function (GO): superoxide dismutase activity; copper ion binding
Source: RefSeq, a predicted model, not a curated record
AUUAAUUUAACCAUCAAUUUAUUAAUUAUCAAAAGGUAAAUUUAGAAAAAAUAAUUCAACUUGGAAAAUAAUUUCAAGUUAAAAACUGAAAAGGUGUCUUUUGACAUAUUUGGUAGUUUGGCUUUGGCUUUGGCAGCAAGUGGUAGAGCCUACGUCCAUGGGUAGGUAGGUAGCCAAGCAUCAAACACGCGACACUUGAUUGCCAUUGAGCAGCGGCACAAUCUACUCAUCAUCCAUUCUGGUGAUAUGGCCUGUGUGGCAAUUAACGUGUUCAAUCAGCAUGAAAUCCGUGUCGAAGUCAACCAAACGACAAACGAUAUAGACGGGCCCACAGAGCGUCCAGUUCAGUUUGGUCAAAAUAUUCACAGAGAACGGAAGCUUCUACCCCCAGUCACAUUACAAAUCCUCAAAAACAGUUUAAAGCAAUUAACCGAAAUGUUCCGCUACAAGCCCAUUCUGGCGUUUAUGCUAUUAAAUGGCAUUUUUGUGCCUGGCAGCGCACAAAAUUUGCUGGAUCGCCUCAGGCCCGCCAAUCUGACGGGCAUCGAUGACAUCAAAGUGGUGUCUGGCACAAAGGUGAAGCGCUACGAGCGCAUGACCGUGCCGCUGGGCGGCAUUGGUCCGGUGAUUGGUGGCAUUGGCGCUGCCGCGCUGCUCAGUCCGCUAUUGCAUCCACAGCCGGCAUACCUGGGCUACGCCUAUGUACCACAGUGGCAGGCGGGCGCCAAGCUCAUGGGCGAGGGCGAGUCGGCGUCUGCCGCCGGCAUGAUCAGCUUCCAGCAGCUGCCCUACAACAGCGACAUCCGGGUGACCAUCAAUGUGACCGGACUGCCGCCUGGCAAGCAUGCGCUGCACAUACAUACGUACGGCGACGUGAGCGAGGGUUGCAAGUCAACUGGCGGCCAGUUUCCCAAUAAUUUCCUGGGCAACCUAGAUGUCAAGGCAGACGGCAGCAUAUCGGCCGUAUUCAUGAGCAUUUACCUGCAGCUGUUCGGCUUUAAUGGCAUCGUCGGCCGCUCCGUGGUCAUACACAGUAAGCCAAUCGAUUUGAACACGGCGCUCAAUGCGGAGGUCUUCUCAUCCGCGCUGACGGUGCCCAAUGCGUUGGCAUAUCAGAACGAGGAGAUGUCAGUGGGUGCGCCCAUCGCAUGUGGGGUCAUCAGUCUGAUGAGCACAUCCAACACAGCCUCGAGCGGAUCCCCUCCGCCCACCAGCCCGCCAACACCACAAGGCGAAGCCUAAAUUUUUGAACAGCUAUUAAAAUAAUUCAUCAGCAAUUUUCAUAUUAAUUCACAAAUAAAUUAAAUAUAAUUU